GGGUCACCUGGGGGCUCAGCAGGCUCUUCAUGUGCUUCAGCUGCAUGGUGCGGUUCCGAUGCGGUUCCGUCCGUCAGUCACGUCGUAGUCAGUCGGUUGUGCAGAUUCGCUUAUAACUCCGUCCGGUUGUCCUAGUAACAGACGGGCAGACGCACACAGUGCAGUGACGUCAACACGCAUACAGGCACGUCCUGCGGAGCCGCCAUGUCUGAUGGUGGCAGAGAACUCGGUCCUUUCGGCUCCACCCCUGGGCGUGGCUCCAUCCUCAUCCUCAGCCGGUGAAUCAUGGACGCCCUGAAGUCUGCGGGGAGAGCGAUUCUGAGGAGCCCGAGCCUGGCCCGACACCCGCGGCACGAGAAGCUGCCUGACACUUGCACCGACUCCCGGGACGCACUCCUGGAGGGGGUGACCUUUCAUCUAAAAUACCUCGGAAUGACCCUCGUGGAGACACCCAAAGGCGAGGUCAUGGCGGCCGCUGCUAUCCGGCGUAUCAUUACCAUGGCUCGGGCAAGUGCAAAACAGCUGCAAAAAGUCAUAUUGACUGUAACGCCGCAUAGUAUCACUAUACAGGACGCUGCGACUACACAACAGAUCGAGUAUGUGUCCAUAUACAGAAUUUCUUACUGUACGACGGAUAAAGUUCAGAAUAAAGUUUUUGCCUAUGUGGCCCUGAACGAGUCUAACGGGGCCCUGGAGUGUCACGCCUUCCUGUCCUCCAAGAAGAAGCUGGCGCAGACGGUGACUCUGACGGUGGCGCAGGCCUUCAUGGUGGCUCUAGACCUGUGGCAGUCCAAUAAGGAGGGGAAGCCAGACUCCACCCCCAGACUACACGAGACGGCCAUUACACCAAGCUUAGGAGCCGCGGGGCCCCGUCCAGGUGACUGUGAUGCGAUGGACGGAUCCUGUGUUUCAGGGAAGAGCGUUCUCCACAGGGAUGAAGAAGACGAGGAAGAUGAUGAUGACUUUGAUGAAGAUUUCUCAAGCUGCCUAAUGGAGGACGUCACCGAUGCAACAGCAGCGUCUGCCCCAUCUCUCCUUCCAGAUUGGCAGAGGUCCGCUCACAGCAGCUGGGAUCUCCAGAGGCAGUGACAUGAAGGCGGCAGGUGCAGAGGGAUCACCUCAGUCUUACAAAUUGUCUUCAAGAUCCAAGUAAUGUCAGAAUGAACGCGAGUUACAUAAUCGAUAGGAUGUGUAGAGACUUGGUUCACAGCAGAUACAUGACCCAUCACUAUGACCUUCAGAAGCUCUGGAGAUAAAUGCUCUGUCAUCAUGCCUAUAUCUGCGGGAGCUCAGGACAUAAAUAAUCCAUCGCCACUAUGAUCCUCAGAAGAUCCACAGAUAGAUGAUCUACCAUAAUUAUCACUAUGAUCCUCAGAAGAUUCUUAGAUAGACGAUCCAUCAUCACUAUAAUCCUCAGGAGAGCCACAGAUAGAUGAUCCAUCAUCACUAUAAUCCUCAGAAGAUCAACAGAUAAGACGAUCCAUCAUCACUAUGAUCCUCAGAAGAUUAACAGAUAAGACGAUCCAUCAUCACUAUGACCCUCAGAAGAUCAACAGAUAGAUGAUCCAUCAUCACUAUGAUCCUCAGAAGAUUAACAGAUAGACAAUCCAUCAUCACUAUGAUCCUCAGAAGAUUAACAGAUAGAUGAUCCAUCAUCACUAUGACCCUCAGAAGAUUAACAGAUAGACAAUCCAUCAUCACUAUGAUCCUCAGAAGAUUAACAGAUAGACGAUCCAUCAUCACUAUGAUCCUCAGAAGAUUAACAGAUAGACGAUCCAUCAUCACUUUGAUCCUCAGAAGAUCCACAGAUAGACGAUCCAUCAUCACUAUGACCCUCAAAAGAGCCACAGAUAGACGAUCCAUCAUCACUAUGACCCUCAGAAGAUCCACAGAUAAGACGAUCCAUCAUCACUAUGACCCUCAGAAGAUCAACAGAUAGACGAUCCAUCAUCACUAUGACCCUCAGAAGAGCCACAGAUAGACGAUCCAUCAUCACUAUGACCCUCAGAAGAGCCACAGAUAGACGAACCAUCAUCACUAUGACCCUCAGAAGAUCCACAGAUAGACGAUCCGUCAUCACUAUGAUCCUCGGAAGAUCCACAGAUAGACGAUCCAUCAUCACUAUGAUCCUCAGAAGAUCAACAGAUAGACGAU
Hyla sarda is the source of this 2154-nucleotide messenger RNA. Its product is annotated as low density lipoprotein receptor adapter protein 1-B-like. The coding region runs from base 286 to 1089 and encodes 267 amino acids. The transcript is spliced from 10 exons. The record is from RefSeq and is a predicted model, not a curated record. Lineage: Eukaryota; Metazoa; Chordata; Amphibia; Anura; Hylidae.